Ictalurus furcatus (blue catfish) is the source of this 1466-nucleotide messenger RNA. It is a transcript of the gene rbfa, whose product is annotated as ribosome binding factor A. The coding region runs from base 91 to 1128 and encodes 345 amino acids. Lineage: Eukaryota; Metazoa; Chordata; Actinopteri; Siluriformes; Ictaluridae. The record is from RefSeq and is a predicted model, not a curated record. The transcript has 7 exons. Gene Ontology annotation, biological process: rRNA processing.
GCAGGAUCUGGGCAGCUUAGCUUGUUAGCCUCGUGCAACUUUUUUAUUUGUUUAUUUCUUUUUGUAUUACACCGAUAUUAAUGUUGAGUCAUGUUUGCAUUAAGCGGCCAUCAUUGGAUUCAGAAAUGCGUGUUAUCUCGACACGCUGGUGCUGUAGUGACCACGGUGCGGAAAAUAAAGCUGGAGACUCCAGAUGGACUUGAGAACAUGUCCUCCAGGAGAACAUUUCCAUUUCAGUGUCUCGGAGUAACACACCUGCACACCUCUGUGGGUCAGUGUGGCGACCUGCUCAAGAAGAUGUUCACUAACAAGAGGAAGAAAAGGUGGUAUGAAACUCCUCAGUCUGUCGUCACAGGUCAGUCUGGCUUUAUGAAACCUGCCAAGAAAAGAAGCAUGGAGGACAGUUUAAGAGUGCGGACCCUGAACACCAUCCUUUAUAAAUCCAUCUCCGACCUGCUGACCUCUCACGAGGUUAAUGCACAGAUCCCCAGUUACGAUGUGGAGAUCACUAAAGUUUCAUUGCUCGCAGAUUACUCAGUUUGUCGAAUCUACUGGAAGACAAGUUUGUCUACUGACCGAGACCGUCAGAUUCAGCAGAUUUUGGACAAAUGUGCCCCACGGAUACGAUACCUUCUCAUCUCACAGCAGAUCUUGGGCAGCGUUCCUCCUUUAGUUUUUGUCCUAGAUAAACAGUAUGCGGCUCUGAAAGAGGUGGAAAAUCUUCUAAAGAUUGCGGAUUAUGGCCCCGGUGAUGACUCGGAGAAGCUUGUCCUUAAUGAGAAAGAUGCUGAGACAAAAGUGCACACAGUGGAGAAGAAGAGACUCGACGUGUUCGGCGUCGAUCACGAUGCGCUCUACAAGCAGAUCGAGGACUAUAAACAGCGGUCGAGAGACUCCAACUCGCAGAUCAGCAGCUCGGCAUCUCUCACUCGAGAGCAGCUGGACGCGUUAGCAGAGAUCAGGAAGCAGAAGCUCAUCGAGAAAAAGAAACGCAAAGCGAAGAAGAUGAAAGAUGAUGACAUCACGCCCAAAGAGUUCCUGCUCAUGAGGCAGCUUCAGAAAGAGCAGGAUGAGGAAUAUCGCACUGAGCGUGAUGCAGAGGACAGUCAGGCCUCAGAGCUGACGUGAUGAAAGGAACCACUGAAAAAGAGAAAUUUCUCUCGAUUCUACAAGCUGAUGCAUGAUUGAAAUCAUUUCUUUCUGACAUUUGUUACAUCCAUAUUUCUCAUUUUGGUUUGCUUACGUCAUUAUGUAGUGGGUGUUUUUUUUUGUACUUUGCUUAUUUACCCAUGACUUGUCAUAUUUUAAUAUGUGGGAGGUUCUAGGGCACAAAUUAAGUUGUGAUAGGCCAGGGCAAGACUGAGGCGGAAGCAAGAACAGUAAUUACUCCCUGCAAAGGAUAGAUGAGUGACAAAUGCUUAAAUGAUGAAAGACAUGAAACCGAAAUAAAUUUCAAAUAAUACUUC